Eubalaena glacialis (North Atlantic right whale) is the source of this 1395-nucleotide messenger RNA. It is a transcript of the gene TACR3, whose product is annotated as tachykinin receptor 3. The transcript is spliced from 5 exons. Gene Ontology annotation, biological process: G protein-coupled receptor signaling pathway; positive regulation of flagellated sperm motility. Gene Ontology annotation, molecular function: tachykinin receptor activity. The record is from RefSeq and is a predicted model, not a curated record. Gene Ontology annotation, cellular component: sperm midpiece; plasma membrane. NCBI's taxonomy places the organism in Eukaryota, Metazoa, Chordata, Mammalia, Artiodactyla, Balaenidae. The coding region runs from base 1 to 1395 and encodes 464 amino acids.
AUGGUCUCGCUCCCCGCAGCCGCGAACUGGACGGACGGGGGAACAGCGGGUGCGGACGCCGGGAACCCGAGUGCCGCGCUCGAGGCUGGGGCAGCCGCGGGAGAGGCUGAGCCUGAGUGGCUGCAACUCCUCGUCCAAGCCGGCAAUCUUUCCGCUUCCUCCUCCACGCUGGGACUGGCCGCGGCCUCCGCGGCGCCUUCGCAGUUCCGGGCCAACCUCACCAACCAGUUCGUGCAGCCGUCUUGGCGCAUUGCGCUCUGGUCCCUAGCAUACGGCGUGGUGGUGGCCGUGGCGGUCUUCGGGAAUCUCAUCGUCAUCUGGAUCAUCCUGGCCCACAAGCGCAUGCGGACCGUCACCAACUACUUCCUCGUGAACUUGGCUUUCUCCGACGCCUCCAUGGCCGCCUUCAACACCUUGGUCAACUUCAUCUAUGCGCUUCACAGCGAGUGGUACUUCGGCGCCAACUACUGUCGCUUCCAGAACUUCUUUCCUAUCACAGCGGUGUUCGCCAGCAUCUACUCUAUGACAGCCAUUGCAGUGGACAGGUAUAUGGCCAUUAUUGAUCCCUUGAAACCCAGACUGUCUGCAACUGCAACCAAGAUUGUCAUUGGAGGCAUUUGGAUUCUAGCAUUUCUACUUGCCUUCCCUCAGUGUCUUUACUCCAAAACCAAAGUCAUGCCGGGCCGUACUCUUUGCUAUGUGCAAUGGCCAGAAGGUCCCAAACAACAUUUCACUUACCAUAUUAUUGUUAUUAUACUGGUGUACUGUUUCCCAUUGCUCAUCAUGGGUAUCACAUACACCAUUGUUGGAAUCACUCUCUGGGAAGGAGAGAUCCCAGGGGACACCUGUGACAAGUAUCAUGAGCAGCUAAAGGCUAAAAGGAAGGUCGUAAAAAUGAUGAUUAUUGUCGUGGUGACAUUUGCCAUCUGCUGGCUGCCCUAUCAUAUUUACUUCAUCCUCACCGCGAUCUAUCAACAACUAAAUAGGUGGAAAUAUAUUCAGCAGGUCUACCUGGCUAGCUUUUGGCUGGCAAUGAGCUCAACCAUGUACAACCCCAUCAUCUACUGCUGUCUGAAUCAGAGAUUUCGAGCUGGCUUCAAGAGAGCAUUCCGCUGGUGUCCUUUCAUCAGAGUUUCUAGCUAUGAGGAGCUGGAGCUCAAGACCACCAGGUUUCACCCGACUCGGCAAAGCAGCCUGUACACUGUGACCAGGAUGGAGUCCAUGACAGUGGUGUUUGACCCCAGUGAUGCGGAUAAGACCAAAUCCAGUCGGAAGAACAGAGUGCCUCCAAGAGACCCAAGCUUCAACGGCUGCUCCCGCCGGAAUUCCAAAUCUGCCUCCACCACUUCAAGUUUCAUAAGCUCACCUUAUACUUCUGUGGAUGAAUAUUCCUAA